GAAAGACUUCACAGACUUCAACCCUCUCACCCCCUCUCUCUGCUUCUCUCUCUCUCUCUGUCUCUGCGACACACUUUCUUUUCUACAUCUCUCCCUCUCUCUCUUUCUCUCUGCAUCUCCAACUUUCUUGCUUUUAUGGACAAAGGAUGGGGUCUCACCCUUGACUCAGCUGACUCCCCCGGCAGCUUUCUCCGCAACAAGAUUAACAAGCGCAGCCACGACAUGAUGUUCCAGGGUAUUCAGUUCCCGGUGGCUUUUGGCCGGAGGGAAGAGCAGGCCGCUCCUCCACCCUCAGAUGACAACCGGGUCGCCGUCGGCGAGGUUGACUUCUUCGCCGAUAAGGGCAGGUCAGCUGGCCGCGAUCAGGAUCAUGAUGAUAUUCACGGUUCCAAGACCAUCAGAGUCAGUGUCAAGAAGGAGAAUUCUCAUGGUGAAGAGGCUCCAAGGCCUGGUUUGGAUGUCAACACUGGGUUGCACCUUCUUACUGCUAAUACCGGAAGUGAUCAAUCAACGGUGGAUGAUGGGAUUUCAUCGGACGCUGAAGACAAGCGAGCAAAGAGUGAGCUGGCACAGUUACAAAUGGAGUUCCAACGUAUGAAUUCGGAAAACCAAAGGUUGAGGGACAUGCUUGGUCAGGUAACCAACAAUUACAGUGUCCUGCAGAUGCAUCUUGUGGCGUUCAUGCAACAGCAACAGAAUCAAGGAGCCGCCGAUACCACACAAGACCAUGAGGUUGUUGAAGGUAAAUCUGAAGAGAGAAAACAUGGGAUUAAUGGAGUAGUUGUGCCAAGACAAUUUAUGGAUCUGGGCCCUGGUGGCCCAGUUGAUCAGACAGACGAGGUGUCUCAUUCUUCAUCGGAAGAUAGAACCAUUUCGGGAUCGCCUAGGAACGUCGACAAGCACGAGGUUGUCCGGGAAGGUAAAAGGGUUGGUCGGGAAGAGAGCCCGGAGUCAGAAUCACAAGGUUGGAAUUCUAACAAGAUUCCCAAAUUGAAUCCCUCCAAGCCUGCAGCUGUUGACCAAUCCGCAGAAGCCACGAUGAGGAAAGCCCGUGUCUCCGUUCGUGCCCGGUCAGAAGCUCCCAUGAUCUCUGAUGGUUGCCAAUGGCGAAAAUAUGGACAAAAGAUGGCAAAAGGAAACCCAUGUCCCCGGGCAUAUUAUCGGUGUACUAUGGCCGUUGGUUGUCCAGUCCGCAAACAAGUUCAACGUUGUGCGGAGGACCGAUCAAUUCUGAUAACAACAUAUGAAGGAAACCAUAAUCAUCCGCUUCCACCAGCUGCAAUGGCGAUGGCGUCAACGACAGCUGCAGCGGCUAGCAUGCUGCUGUCGGGGUCCAUGUCAAGCGCCGACGGGAUAAUGAACCCGAACUUGCUCGCCAGAGCGAUUCUUCCUUGCUCAUCAAGCAUGGCGACAAUCUCAGCAUCAGCACCGUUUCCAACCGUGACACUGGACCUUACACACUCCCCGAACCCGUUGCAGUUUCAAAGAACCCCUUCACAAUUCCCGGUCCAGUUCUCCGGCCAACCGCAGAGCUUCGGGUCAAUGCCAACCCCACCACUGCCGGCCCAGGUGUUCAGUCAAGCACUUUAUAACCAGUCCAAAUUCGCUGGCCUUCAGCUUUCUCAAGACAUGGGGCCUUCCCAAUUAGCCCACCAUGCACCCCACCAACCAUCACACCAACCCCAGCAACAGCAGCCCUCAUUGGCCGACACGGUGAGCGCCGCCACAGCCGCCAUCACCGCCGAUCCAAACUUCACCGCCGCUCUGGCCGCCGCCAUCUCAUCCAUCAUCAGCGGAGCUCAUCCAAACAAUAACACCACCAACACCAGCAGCCCCAACAUGACCACGAGCAACACCAACAGGAAUUAGAAAAGUCGGGUCGGAUCAUUUUGUCUGUCAUUAAUUUUUCCUUUUUUUGUGGGAUAAGAUUGUGAUUACAUGCAUGUUCAUAAUUUUUGUCCUUGUUGGGGGGAAGGUUAGAUCGAGCUCAAGAUGUUCAUUAUUUCUUAUUGUUUCACUAUGAAUAAUUCCAUUCAAAUUUCUCAGUAAAUACAAAAAAAAAAAAAAAAAAAGAUAUUUAGCUUAUUA
Messenger RNA from Corylus avellana, 2088 nucleotides. RefSeq names its product putative WRKY transcription factor 31. NCBI's taxonomy places the organism in Eukaryota, Viridiplantae, Streptophyta, Magnoliopsida, Fagales, Betulaceae. The record is from RefSeq and is a predicted model, not a curated record. Gene Ontology annotation, biological process: regulation of DNA-templated transcription. Gene Ontology annotation, molecular function: sequence-specific DNA binding; DNA-binding transcription factor activity.